Molecule: messenger RNA, 2256 nt
Organism: Ostreococcus tauri
Lineage: Eukaryota; Viridiplantae; Chlorophyta; Mamiellophyceae; Mamiellales; Bathycoccaceae
Source: the annotation of a RefSeq genome assembly
AUGACAAUUAGUCCACCAGAACGCGAGAUUAAAACUGUCAAAAUCGUCGUAGAUCGUGACCCGGUACCGACUUCAUUUGAAAAAUGGGCAAAACCUGGACACUUCUCUCGUACACUUGCCAAAGGUCCGGCUACAACAACGUGGGUAUGGGACCUUCACGCAGAUGCACACGACUUCGAUAGUCACACGACUGACCUUGAAGACAUUUCGCGUAAAGUCUUCAGUGCUCACUUUGGACAACUCGGAGUCAUCUUUAUUUGGCUUAGUGGAAUGUACUUCCACGGAGCACGUUUUUCAAACUAUGAAGCAUGGUUAAGUGACCCGACUCACAUUAAGCCAUCUGCACAAGUAGUGUGGCCAAUUGUUGGUCAAGAAAUCUUAAACGGUGACGUUGGAGGAGGAUUCCAAGGAGUACAAAUCACUUCAGGAUUCUUCCAACUUUGGCGUGGAAGUGGAAUCACGAGUGAACUUCAACUUUAUAGUACAGCUAUUGGUGCCCUUAUCUGUGCAGGACUUAUGUUCUUCGCAGGAUGGUGGCACUACCACAAAGCUGCACCGAAGCUUGAGUGGUUCCAAAAUGUAGAAUCAAUGAUGAACCACCACCUUGCUGGUCUUCUUGGACUUGGAAGUCUUGCAUGGGCCGGUCACCAGAUUCACAUUGCAUUACCAGUAAACACUCUUCUUGAUGCUGGGGUAGAUCCAAAAGAGAUUCCACUUCCACAUGAGUUUAUGCUUAACCGUGCUCUCAUGGCUGAGCUUUACCCAAGUUUUGCAAAAGGACUUACACCAUUCUUUACAUUUAACUGGACUGAAUACUCAGAUUUCCUUACUUUCCGUGGAGGAUUAAACCCAGUAACAGGUGGUCUUUGGCUUACUGAUAUGGCUCACCACCACUUAGCAAUUGCUGUUCUUUUCCUUGUUGCUGGUCAUCAGUACCGUACGAACUGGGGAAUUGGGCACAGCAUGAAAGAAAUUCUUGAAGCACACAAAGGGCCUUUCACGGGUGAAGGGCACAAAGGGCUUUACGAAAUUUUAACAACUUCAUGGCACGCACAACUUGCUAUUAACUUAGCACUUAUGGGAUCAUUAUCUAUUAUUGUGUCUCACCACAUGUAUAGUAUGCCUCCAUACCCAUACUUAGCGACUGAUUACGGAACGCAACUUUCACUUUUCACACACCACAUGUGGAUUGGAGGUUUCUGUAUUUGUGGAGCAGCUGCACACGCAGCAAUUUUCAUGGUUCGUGAUUAUGAUCCAGCAACAAACUACAACAAUGUUCUUGAUCGUGUACUUCGUCACCGUGAUGCAAUUAUUUCUCACUUAAACUGGGUUUGUAUUUUCCUUGGAUUCCACAGUUUUGGACUUUAUAUCCACAACGAUACAAUGAGUGCGCUUGGACGUCCGCAGGACAUGUUCUCAGACACAGCAAUUCAACUUCAGCCAAUUUUUGCACAAUUUGUGCAGCACACACAUGCCCUUGCACCUGAACUUACUGCACCUACAGCAGCAGGAAGCACAAGUGCUAGUUGGGGUGGCGACAUCGUAGCUGUUGGUGGAAAGAUUGCAAUGAUGCCAAUUUCACUUGGUACAUCAGACUUUAUGGUUCACCAUAUUCACGCUUUUACUAUUCACGUAACAGUUCUUAUCCUUCUUAAAGGUGUUCUUUUUGCGCGUAGUUCACGUCUUAUCCCAGAUAAGGCAAACCUUGGUUUCCGAUUCCCUUGUGACGGACCAGGACGUGGAGGAACUUGUCAAGUAUCAGCUUGGGACCACGUUUUCUUAGGUCUCUUCUGGAUGUAUAACUCAAUUUCUAUUGUAAUUUUCCACUUUAGCUGGAAGAUGCAAUCAGAUGUUUGGGGAAGUGUAACUGGAAAUGGAGUUUCACACAUUACUGGUGGUAACUUUGCACAAAGUGCAAACACUAUUAACGGAUGGCUUCGUGAUUUCCUUUGGGCACAAUCUUCACAAGUAAUUCAAUCAUACGGAUCUGCGCUCUCAGCAUACGGUCUCAUCUUCUUAGGUGCACACUUUAUCUGGGCUUUUAGUCUCAUGUUCCUUUUCUCAGGGCGUGGGUACUGGCAAGAGCUUAUCGAGUCAAUCGUAUGGGCGCACAACAAACUUAAAGUUGCGCCAGCUAUUCAGCCACGCGCUUUAAGUAUUACGCAGGGACGUGCCGUUGGUGUUGCUCACUACCUUUUAGGUGGUAUCGCAACAACUUGGUCAUUCUUCUUAGCGCGAAUUAUUGCAGUAGGAUAA